Molecule: messenger RNA, 960 nt
Organism: Eleginops maclovinus (Patagonian blennie)
Lineage: Eukaryota; Metazoa; Chordata; Actinopteri; Perciformes; Eleginopidae
Gene: cart3
Product: cocaine- and amphetamine-regulated transcript 3
Exons: 3
Coding region: 33-416 (127 amino acids)
Biological process (GO): positive regulation of MAPK cascade; negative regulation of appetite; adult feeding behavior
Molecular function (GO): neuropeptide hormone activity
Source: RefSeq, a predicted model, not a curated record
GGAGCGACUAUUUGAGACGCGCAAAGGGCCACAUGCUACUGCACAUCGGGACCAUGCAAACCACCUCCAGGCUGCUCAGCGAAGCGCUGCUCUGCGCACUGCUGCUGCUCUCCAGCACCAGAGGAGCCGAAGUGUUAGACACGGAGUCCGAAGAGGAGCUGAGCCCCAGAGCUCUGCGGGACUUCUAUCCCAAAGGUCCGAACCUGACCAGUGAGAAGCAGCUGCUUGGAGCUCUCCAAGAAGUUCUGGAAAAGCUCCAAGCUAAACGACUGCCUUCAUGGGAAAAGAAAUUUGGCCAAGUCCCAACGUGUGAUAUCGGGGAGCAGUGCGCUGUGCGUAAAGGCGCUCGCAUCGGCAAGAUGUGCGACUGUCCCCGGGGAGCUUUCUGCAACUUUUUCCUGCUAAAGUGCUUAUGAGCAUCGCCGGACCUGAAUGUAGCAUUGCGAUGAGAAAAGAGUCACUCGAUUCCUUUGUAAAUAUUGUCAUAUUUUUUAUGGAACAGCUGAGGAACAGUUGGGAUGACUGCCCAACCCGCACGAAAAAUAUCUAUAAUAGUUCAAUAAUGAGCAGCAUAUAUUUUAAACACAAGUAAAAACUAUAAGGAUACUGGUGAGGAGGUGACAAUAAACACCCAUACAGCUUAAACAUCACCUAAUUUCUGUAGGAAAACGAUAGGAUCAUUGUUGUGACGUAGGAGCAUAGAAAUAACCCACAAUGCACCUAAUAAAGUAUCGAGGAACACGUACUCACAGUACAGUCUCAACAGCAAUAUUAUGGGAAUAUUAUAAUGAUUCUUCGUCUGGGAAAAUCCCCAAAUCUGUGUUUUGAGCUAGAACUAUUUUAUUUCAGAAGAAUGUUUUGUGUAUGAAAUCAUGAUAAUAAACAUCAUUAUUGUUUUGUAAAGCAGUGGAGUGAUUGCAUAUUUUUUUAUGUAAACACAUUAAACACUUUUAUAACGCA